Lethenteron reissneri (Far Eastern brook lamprey) is the source of this 3902-nucleotide messenger RNA. RefSeq names its product proline-, glutamic acid- and leucine-rich protein 1-like. The record is from RefSeq and is a predicted model, not a curated record. Lineage: Eukaryota; Metazoa; Chordata; Hyperoartia; Petromyzontiformes; Petromyzontidae. Gene Ontology annotation, biological process: Notch signaling pathway.
AUGAACAGCGAGAAGAAUAUUUUCACAUCGCUAUGGCAUUUGCACUGCCUGCAUAAUUCGCAAGCAAUAAAGCACUGGGCACAGUUGAAUAGACUUGUAAGCAGGCUGCUUGCACAAAGUGCCUUUCCCAACGACGGUUGCAAACCACUCCAAAAAAACACACAACUUAUUUGUUUAGCGCCCCUUGAAAGAAAUUUCGGCAAAGUGGGUUUCAGAAGCCGGGAGUUUUCACGCCGAGAAUUUACUCCGAUUCCGGCAGAAGGCAGCACCCAUGGCAUCGACCGUCCUGUGGCUUCUUUGCAGCUUGGGCAUGUGUUUGCUGGCCCGGGCUCAAGAGCACGACGGCAUGGCACCUCCGCCGCGGCCACGAAUUCCCGGACAAAGCGGCCGCCAGCACCGCCACCGCCAGCCGUCUCGGCGCCCUUCGACGCGGAGUCGGACGAGGCCGCCGCGACCUCGCAGCUCGCCAAGUGGCAGGACAGCCACGAGCACGACAAGCCGCGCGGGGUGCCGCCGCAGGACAUCCUGCAGGCUGCUUCAGAGGGGGCCUCCCCCACUGCUCGCGGACCCCUCCUUCGACAAGCAGCAGCACGGCUCCUCGGCCAAGGGCGGCGGUCACCUGCUGCGGCUGCUGUCCGAGCGGCGGGAGGGCAGCUUCCCCCCGCACUUCUGACCACCAACGCCGUGGGGGCGAAGGCCGGGGCCGCCGGAGGAGACGUCGGCGGCGAGUGGAGCGACGGCGGCUUCGAGUUGGGCGGCACGACGCCCGCCGGCUUCUCCUGGGGCCGGGGCCACUUGGACGACGGCGCGCACGACUUCGGGGACGACGCGGAGGCGGAUGAGGACGUGGAAGAGGAGGAGGAGGAGGAGGAAGAGGAGGAGGAGGAGAGGCACGAGGAGGGGGAGGACAAUCAAGAGGAGGCAGAUGAAGAGGACGAGGAGCGUGAAGAGGAAGCGGAGGAGGAAGAGCGGAGGGCGGAGGAUGACGGGCAGAUGGGAGAGGAGGAACGUGAUGGUGAAGAUGAGCAGGAGCAGCAGAGAGAGCGGACGAGCAAGGGCGGCGUGGACGAGGAUUCGCCGUACGACGGCGGCGAACCUCAGGAAGCGUCCACGACCUCGCGCGAGCCGGACCGGGAGGACGCGGAGGACGUGGAGGACGCGGCCGCGCCGACGCUCUCGGCGCUGCCGCUGCCCGGCACCGCCUCUCCGGGCGAGGAGGAGGACGAGGAGGACGAGGAGGAUGAGCCCCUGCGGCCGGACUGGAGCGACGCGGAGAGGGCGGACGUCGCCACCGACCGCCCGCCCGUGUGGCCGGGGGAAGCGGUGGGCACGGGAGACGGCGAGACGACCCCCGAGACGACCCCCGAGACGUUCGCGACCGACAGCGUCGACGACGACCACGAGGACGAGGACGACGACGACGACAACAACAACGGCAAUUUCGAGGACGGCGAUGUCAAUGCGAAUGUCGAAGACGAGGAUGAGGGUGAGAACGACCACGACGGAGAUGACGAGGACGUCCACGAGUCCUAUCCAAGGUCGCCCACGCCGGCCGACCCCUGGCCAGGCGCCGAGGCUUCGGAGGAGCCCGUCGCUUCGGCGCUGCCCACGGACGCCGGCGAGGCGCCGCCGGAGGUUCGCACCGUGUCCGAGGUCGAAGGUCAGCAGCGGCACGGCGAUGGCCCCACGCCGCAGCCGCGGCCGCCGUGCCCGGGAGGCGGCUGUCCCUCGGACGAGCACGGCACCAUCAUCGCCAUCAUCGUGACCGUCCUGUGCGCGACGCUGGUGGUGGCCGUGAUCGCCGUGUGGUGCUACAAGAAGCGGCAGCAGCAGCAGCAGUCGUCCACGUUCCAGCUCAACGGAAAGGGCCACUCGAGGCAGCGGGAAAACAUUGAGAUGCACCAGACUGUGUAGGGGCGGCGGCGGCGUCGCGGUGCCGGUGAUGCACGGACGGUGUUGAGAGUGUUGAUGUGCUACGGCCGCCUAAAGCAUCAUCGCGGUGGUCACGUUAGCAGCGGGAGGGUUACCAGAAGUAUAUGUUCGAUCACGCCCAGGGCUUCGUUUCAGCCGAAGCUAUCCGGGGCUGAGCACCAGAAAAUAUCCCCGCCCUCCCCUGGAAAAUAUUCCCCGCGAAAUUACGCCCCUGGUUAGACCUUUUUGUCUGUUUGUAAUCAGAUUGCCAUUGCUUCGCGUGUGCAAGUUCGUUGCUGUUUAUGCUUACUUUCAUUGAAAGAAAUAGCCCACAAUAAUGAUUCAAGGUUGUAAACGAUUGUGGUCGCAGCUUGGGUUCAUGUCAGCACAGCAGCCAAAUGCUCAUCAUUCGGCAAAGCCUCCAAUCACAACCUAGAUCGGAUCAGCAUAAUGUACGUUAACUCAAAGAGAGUAAUCAUAACAGUGGUCAAAUACUACAAUCUCAUCGUUUUGAAAACACUAAAUAUAUUUCACAUUGUACAACUUCCAGGAGUCAGUAAUCGUGCUGAUUACUUAUUUAACAAAUAUUCAAACGUUUACGGUCGGGAAACAGAAUGAGAGAUGCCACUCCAACAACACCGAUUCUCAAGGGACAUCUGCACUGUCACCAACUACUUUAUCAGCCCUACGGCUUCUCAGUCAACUGCGUUUAAUUUGUCUCGGCACAGACUCCUCCUCUCUAUCAGUCGCCGUGUCACCCAUUACAUACACCCAGAACCAUACGCUUCAGACAAAAAUCUAAAGACUUAAAAACAUUAAAUUGUCUAUGGCUUGACCCAUCACGCACCGAACUUUUGACCCGUAAGUUUCCCAGUUCGAUGUCCCGGCACGUCGGUUGAAACAACGGUGCAAGUUUCUCAAAUCGUUCCGCCAAUCCGUACCGCCCAGCGGUACGAAUUGGCUUUGGCCACCCUUAGUCGAUCGGCAGAGCCGCGUGUGGCCGAGUGAAGGGUGGGCCCGUGACUUCCGUUGCUUCCCAGACGUCUCGCCAGCGUGGAACGGGGUGAGCCAAAACAAACACCAUCCGUAGGGCUCGCUCUCUCUAUCUCGAGCUCAUCCCGAGUGGAGGUCCUGCUGCCAAUAUAUUUGUCAGGCCUGCACCUUAACCUUUGACUAAAUCGAUAUCAGCACCGUUAAAUAUGUCACGCCUGACCAAAGUACGAGAACCUUCACCGGGACCCACCGGCUGUGGCUUGCUGGUCUGUGGAUGCGAUGGAAAGGGAGCCCACGAAAGUUGUCGCCCCGCACGAAUUCUGCACAGUGAUACGAAUAACUUUCUAAGCAAACCGACUGUCACGUAAACCUCACAGUUGCGAUGAUUCGCCUACGGUCUGUAAUGCAGGGCAGAGUUGUUGGUGAAACAGCCGCUGGACUUUGAAAGGUCAGGAUAUUUUGCUUCUGAAACUCGAGCGAGAAAUCGAGAGUGGCGAAAUGAUUGUUGACAGUUUGAUUAUACCUUAAACCCCACGAGGUCUCUUAAUAGCCUUCGGUUAAUAGUAGCAAGCAUGUUUAAUUACUUUCAAUGGCUCCUUCCCAACACUAUAUGCGGAGAAAUUAAUAGAAGAGUUGGUAUUGCAGUGUCCUGCAGUGAACGCUAUUUAAUUUGCAAGCCACAUUAACAAGCAUCUAGACAACAUGUGCAUAGCGCUAGAUAGCUUAUCAGAACGUCCCACCCAGACAUCUAAGCCACCUUCAUAAUGUGUUGAUAUUUGAUAUCCGUAUAUUGAGAAGUAAAUCUAUAUUUUUAUACUGGUGAAAUGUUAUCCAUAAACCCAAGUCUAUUAAUGCAUAUUACUGACAAAUUAAAACCAGUUAACCACUUAUCGUGAUGGUUGCUGAUGAAUAUGCCACAUAAUAUAGUUUUUUGGGUUAGAUCACGGAACUAUGUGUCGUUAAACCCUCCACCACCCGACAUAGCCAAUUCGUAAGGU